GACUCAAUGAACUGCGAGCUGCGAUCCAGCCGGCGGCGGUUCCUCCCCUGGAGAAGCGCUAGAGCUGCGCGGAGCCAGACCAUGGCGGCUCUUCUGAAGAGUCUGCUUGCGGCAUCAGAGAAGGCAGCCUGCAUUGCCCAGCUUUGCCGCCAAGAGGAGGCGCUCUUCAGCUUGCUCAUUGAGGAGAAAGGGGCGGACAAGAACAAGAAGUUCCUGCAGGACUUCAAGACUUUGGCCGACGUGCUGAUCCAAGAGGUUAUCAAGCAUGAUGUGGGACAAAAGUUUCCAGAGUUACAGGAUCAUAUCCGCGGUGAGGAGUCCAACAAAUUUGAAAAUGGCCUUGGGGAGACGGUGGUGGUGCAGGUUUGCCCCACACAACAAGAAACUGCUGCCCUGCUGGAAAAAGUCCUUGAUCGGAAGCAAGCAGCCGCCGAGCUGCUGGCUUCAGCUAUUCAUCAGGAAGUGGUGCUUUCCGACCCAGCGCUGGAUGAUGCUGUGACUAUCCCCACAGAGAGCAUGGCUGUGUGGAUCGAUCCCAUAGAUUCCACCAAUCAGUACAUCCGUGGGCGUGGCGAUGUGCUGCCUGUGGACGGCAUCCACCCCUCAGGGCUGCGCUCGGCGCUGGUGCUGAUAGGCGUAUACAACCGUCACUCAGGCGAGCCUGUCCUAGGCAUCAUCAAUGAGCUCUUCCAGGAAAAGCUACCAGCACGCAGGUGGCAGAGCAAAUAUCACUGGGGCAUCUCCUAUGGGGCACCCGCCUGAGCUCGCUAAGCCUGGCCCCAGCUGCGGACUGCCCCUCGUGUGGUCCUGGGCAGCAAUGAGAAAGUGGCGCUGCAGGAAGCCCUGACCCCCCUGUAUGGGCAGCAGCUGUGCUUUGCCUCCGGUGCCGGGUACAAGAUGCUGUGUGUGGCACUGGGGCUGGCCGACGCAUACGUCCUCUCGGAGGGCAGCACCUUUAAGUGGGACUCCUGCGGCCCCCACGCCAUCCUGCUAGCCCUUGGCGGAGGCAUGGUUGACCUUUCGGGGGCCUUGAAGUCCUGGCGGGCUGGGCAACGCAAGCCGCUACCGGAACUGACCUACAACAAGCCUGCGGAGGGCGCUCUGGGUGCCGAGCGCUGGGCCAACCAAGGAGGGCUUGUGGCCUACAUCCACCGGGAGCACCUGGAGGCUGUGAUGGCCACUCUGGCAGCUGCAGCGGACACCUUCUAAAGCUCCUCCUCUUCCUCCUUCCAGGGCAUUUUCAUCUCAGCACCAGGGGAGGAAGCCAGUCUCUGGGCAAAGGGCCCCGGCUUCUUCACCUUCCAAGGGACCAGUCGGUUACUGACAAAGGCAACGCACCUGGAUCGACUGAGGUUGUACUUUUGACUUCAGUGCCCUGUUUCCGCCAUGUGCCAGUGGGGAGGAGCAAAGUGAUCACAAAUCACUCAUGCACCGCAAACCAUGGUUUUUAUCUUGACUGUAGCCAGGAAAUGUAACCUGCCUGUAUGCAGAGGGGGCCGUGGUGACCUUAAAUUGUGCUCUUCCUUCCACCUGAUCCUUGGUGCAUUGCUCCUUUUACAUGAGUAAUCUGUAUUAUGGGUAAUGCAGUAGAUGUGCAUUGGGACCAUUAGAUAGCUUCCAAUUUGCAUUUUCUUUAGCCCUCUCUGCUUCUCGUAUCUUGCAUAGGGCACUGUGGCCAGCACUGCUUUUAGCUGUCCACUGCAGUGCACAGGCCUGUUUUAUGGGGUGCUGCUCUCCCUUGCUUGUGACAUGUAAUCUGGAUCAUCCAUAGCUUGAUCCAUGAGCGGCUAACGGUUGGUUCGUCAGUCCUGGUCAGGCCGUGUUAUGAAGACAGUCUAGGUGGCCUUCAGCUCUGUGAGGAUUGUGUGCACCAAUCUUGCUUCUGUGGUUUGUGGCAUUUACUCUGUAACACAGAAUCCAAUGGGACAGUGUUUUGUUGAGGGAGGCUAGGCUGCAUAUCUGUAACAAAGAGUUCCUCAGGAUCAUCUGUAAGGAGCCAUGGUAGCUGAAAUAAAUCAAUCAAAGUAUGUGCUGUGAUUCUGGGAAUAUCCUCCCAAAAUGUGCCUGCCAUUGUAUCAAACUGCAGCUUAUCCAGACCGAUUCAUCUUUAUAGUUCUAUAUGAGCUCAGUUUCUCAUGCAGAAUAACUGACCAUUUCCUGAGAGUCCCUAAAUCAUGUCUCCAGCCCCUUUGACAGGGAUGGGGAACAUGGCCCUUUGGAUGUUGCUGGCCGGAGCUGGUGGGAGUUUAGAUCCCAGCAAGAUCUGAAGGCCACAGGCAAGCCAUGUCAGGAAUACAAUUCUGGGUAGGGAGGGAAGAAGGCAUGGCCGCAAUUCACCCAUUCAUUGGCCGUGUCCUGGAGCCACCCAUAUUUCAGAUGUUUCUAACACAUUGCUUUAGAAACCAACCGACCAUAAAUUGCUCAGAUUUAAAAAAUAAAUAAAUUUGGAAUCAGAAUAAGAAAAUUAAGGUUGACCAGCUGUAUACAGAUGAGCACACAAACUUAUAUAUGGUUUCUGUAAUUUACUUUGAACACAUCAUGUGAGUGCUUUGAGCAGAAUUUGAAUUUUUAAAAGUUUCUUUUUACUUGUU
Messenger RNA from Lacerta agilis (Sand lizard), 2591 nucleotides. It is a transcript of the gene INPP1, whose product is annotated as inositol polyphosphate-1-phosphatase. Gene Ontology annotation, molecular function: inositol-1,4-bisphosphate 1-phosphatase activity. Gene Ontology annotation, biological process: phosphatidylinositol phosphate biosynthetic process. NCBI's taxonomy places the organism in Eukaryota, Metazoa, Chordata, Lepidosauria, Squamata, Lacertidae. The record is from RefSeq and is a predicted model, not a curated record.